This is a messenger RNA of Puccinia triticina, 1101 nucleotides long. RefSeq lists its product as uncharacterized. The record is from RefSeq and is a predicted model, not a curated record. The transcript is spliced from 4 exons. NCBI's taxonomy places the organism in Eukaryota, Fungi, Basidiomycota, Pucciniomycetes, Pucciniales, Pucciniaceae. Gene Ontology annotation, cellular component: eukaryotic translation initiation factor 4F complex. Gene Ontology annotation, molecular function: RNA 7-methylguanosine cap binding; translation initiation factor activity. Gene Ontology annotation, biological process: translational initiation. Bases 1 to 1101 code for a protein of 366 amino acids.
AUGCACAUUGGAAAGAAAGAACGGGUUGAUUAUAUGUCGGAGAAACAUUGCAUUCAUUCUUCAAGUCCAAUCUCAAGAGCAACGGGCGCACUCAAAGAUGAUUUGGAUGAGAAUGAGAUAGAGGAGCAGUCGGAGCAUGCGUCAGAUCUGACCCAUCCCACCCUUGACAGCUCGCUCGCCCAACAUAAGCUCAGAUCCAAAUGGGUCUUCUGGCUCUUGCACCGUCCCCCGUCCAAAAAAAUCUCGGAGGAAGAGUACGGGAAAGCAAUGAGACGGUUAGGCGCCUGUGACACUGUGGAGACGUUUUAUUCAUUGUAUUUGCACAUAAAGCGGCCCUCGAACCACCUCCCAAUCUCGGACCUGCACAUCUUUGUGGAUUCAAUCAAGCCUGCAUGGGAGGACCCGCUGAACGUAGAAGGGGGGAAGUGGACGAUACGGCUGAAGAAGGGGCUGGCAAACCGGCUCUGGGAGACGCUGAUCUUCAGCCUCGUCGGCGGCGGGCUCAAGAAGCUCAUCGCCAACCCGGACAGCCUCUCCAACGACAACAAAUCACCCGCCCGCAAACACAAGGAGAUCUGUGGGGCCGUGCUCAGCAUCAGAAGAGACAAGGACAUCCUGGCCGUCUGGCAUAGAACCGGCGCUCCCGACGUCGGGGGCGACGGCAAGAUGGCCAAACAAGUCAAAUUGUCACUCCAAACAGUCUUGCAGCUGCCCUUGAAUUGCCACCUGGUCUACAAGCUCAACGCCGACUGUCUCUCGUCGAACGUUGCAGUUAGCAUGACGACAAUUGCCCAGAAUAUCCAACAGAACCCCUACAACAACAACAAUAACAACAACAGCAUCAACAACAACAGCAGCCAUCAUCACCACCACCAACACUACCAGCAGCAGCAAGGCCCAAUCAAGGCCCACCAUCCAAACUACAACCCCAACUACCAUCUCAAACAAAACCAUCGCUUGUCUGCUGGCUUCAAUAACCCCUCUCAGCCUGCCGACCAUGCCAAGCCUGCCGUCACCCAUCCGUUCUCUGCCGGCUUUGGCGCCCUUGGAUCGGCAUCCACUGCCAACGCAGCAGCCGUCAACACCGGCAAGAAAGAGUAA